Messenger RNA from Notodromas monacha, 4011 nucleotides. NCBI's taxonomy places the organism in Eukaryota, Metazoa, Arthropoda, Ostracoda, Podocopida, Cyprididae. The record is from the annotation of a GenBank genome assembly.
UAUUUUUGUUUUCUAGAGACAUUAAAAUGAAGCCAGAUUUGGCCCUGGAUUGGAAAGGGCAUGCAUCUCAAACGUUCGAGUUCAUCGCGAAGUUUCAAAGUGACAAUCGGUUUUCUGAUGCUUUUCUCGCAGCUGGAGAUCUAGUCGUACCGGUGCAUCGGCUGAUUCUCUCAGCGUGUUCAGCAUUCUUCGAUCGAUUAUUUACCCGUGUGGAGUUGUCCACAACAACCCCUCGCACAGUCAUUACCGUAGAUGGCUGUCCAGAAGUUGUGGAAGCUGUAAUCGACUUUAUGUACACUGGCGAAGCCGUGGUUUCCUCAGAUAAAUUGGAGGAAUUCAUGCUCCUGUCUCGCCGGCUUGAGAUCCGUGGGCUUAAGGAAGGAACAGGUAACGAACGCCAAACCAAACUUACGACAGUUGUGGAGCCCGAACGAUCCCAAAUCGUUACAAGGAAAAGAGCAUUGUCAGAGGCGCAGGAUAAGGAACCAGUAACCCGAGAGUGGAGAACUACGCCCCGCCGUCGUCGUCGGAAACUUGCAAUACCAAGCAAAUCAGCAUCGUCUGCGCCUUCACAGGAAGUCACGAUUCAAUCUUGUUCCACAAAACUGGAAAACCUUGAUGCUGAAUUUACCACAGAAGAAAACUCUGCGAGCUGGAAUAAUGAAGACAUGCUCUCAUCGAAACUCGAAUUCGUAAAGUCGCAGCGUAAUGCCGAUAUUCUGGUCCUCGACGCAUGUCUUUUUUACCCCUUCCUAGAUGGUUCCAGUUGGCGUUGUGCUGACAACAAACGAUUUCCAUGUUACGGGAGAGUGCAUCUUGAUGCAACGAGAAGUGUUUGUCUCACGGAGGACCCAGGGCAUUCACAUCCUCCAAAUUUUGAAAGAGUAGCUGCCAAACGUGUAUACAGCAUGAUGAAGCAAGCUGUCGAAGAGACCCCGAUCCUAACAGAGUCAACCGAAGCAAUCCAGAGGUAUAUUGAGCAGCUUGGAGUUCCGCCUGAUGUUCUUGCACACCUUCCGUCUCCGACGCUCAUUCGCCGGAAAUUAAGGAGGUAUUGUGCUUACAAGUGGGGAACCAAAGAUGACGACAAUUCAAGCGAUGAGCAAUGUGGUCAUGAUUGCAAGUUGAAAGAAGGGUCAACUACUCAUUCAUGUCAGCGUCGAUUAUUUCUCGGCGAAGGUGAUCCUAGUGAAGAGGACCUGAAACGAGUCCAGGAAAUCAAGGGAAUGCAAGUGACGGAAAUGCGAGAAAUUCUGGGUAAAACGAAAGGUUUUCUCAAGGCUCUUGAAGCUCCUGAACAGAGUUUGGUCGAGGCUCAGAAGCAAAUGGAGAGCUUGCGUCUUCGAAGAGCCACACUCGAUCGACGCGCUAGUAUCGGAAUCAGGGAUAUUGACACGAUCGAACGGGAGCGACAGAAUUGUAAUAUGGAGCGUUCCCUGAUUGAACGUCAAACACAACUUUUGAAGAAGAAAAUUCGAGAUGCUCGGAAGGAGCGGGGAGAGCUUGAGAAAAAGUGUAGGACGUUGCGGAACAAAAUUCUCGAAAAUAAGCAGUCUCUAGAACGAAAGAUGUGUAACUUGCUUGAGAACGCGGUGUUUGUGUUGCAACUGAGUGUUGGGGACAAAAAUGAAAAUCGAAUCAUUUCAUUCCCCAACGGAGACGACAGUGCAGGAGUGUUCCCCGCUUUGAAAGCUAAAGUUUUGACCUGGGCUCCGGGUUUGACUGAAAAUGACUUUAAUAUCGCGUGGAAAGAUGAAGAUGGAGACAUCAUAGUUAUCGGCUCAGCUGACGAGUUAAAGUCCGUGCUGGAUUUGAUACCGCAAUCGACGGAUUUACGGCCUCGGAAAGUGAAACUCCUGGUAUUGCCGGUGGAUACCGAAAAGAAGAAAUGCAGCGCGGAAACCGUUGUGGAAAACCGAGAGGAGUGCAUUGGAGAAGAGCACAUGAAUGUCAUUUGUGAUGGGUGUAACCAACGUGUUCGUGGUUUCCGCUACAAGUGCCUCGUGUGUCCGGACUACGAUUUGUGCCAGAAAUGCGAGGCUAGUGGAAAGAUACACGCUGCGCAUCAAAUGCUACGUGCUCCACUGCCAUUGCUUGCUACAGACCCUCGUGCAAACCCGGCUGGUCCUUUCAUGGUGGUGCGGAAAUCGGGCGGAGUUUUGGAAUUGGAACAACGGGGAAACGAAAGGGCUGAUGAGCGGUGCCUCGUGUGUCCGGACUACGAUUUGUGCCAGAAAUGCGAGGCUAGUGGAAAGAUACACGCUGCGCAUCAAAUGCUACGUGCUCCACUGCCAUUGCUUGCUACAGACCCUCGUGCAAACCCGGCUGGUCCUUUCAUGGUGGUGCGGAAAUCGGGCGGAGUUUUGGAAUUGGAACAACGGGGAAACGAAAGGGCUGAUGAGCGGAAUGUUGACGGAUGCAAAUUCCGGAUGGACUCUUUCCGCGUUCCCCAAGAACAGGUGGGGAAUAUGCUGAAAAAUUUCUGGACAGCCCUUAGUGUCGUCGGCUUUGAUUCGGACGGCGAGGAUGAAAAAGAUGAGCGAAAAACGGAGGCCCUUGCGAAAGAGGCACCGUCAACUAUCCACUCAGAACAGCGCAAUGACGUGAUCCCGGAAGCAGAAGUUUCGUCGAGUGACUCGUCUGAAAACGCGGAAGGAAGUUCGGAUACGACGCUCUCUAUGGGCGAGAAGGAAACGGAAGAACAACGUGCGGGUGCUGUUUCCGGAACUGCCGUUGUUGCUUUGAAUGACGAAGAGAAGUCUGUAGACGCCGAAGUUUUAGUCUUGGAUGACGAAGAAGAGAAAUCUCAAAGGACAUUAAAUGCGGAAGGAAGUUCGGAUACGACGCUCUCUAUGGACGAGAAGGAAACGGAAGAACAACGUGCGGGUGCUGUUUCCGGAACUGCCGUUGUUGCUUUGAAUGACGAAGAGAAGUCUGUAGACGCCGAAGUUUUAGUCUUGGAUGACGAAGAAGAGAAAUCUCAAAUCGAGGAUGGGGAUUGGACUGAUUUGGUCGAACCAAAUGAAGCCGUUUCUGAAAACUUGAGCGAUGCAGUGAUGAAAUGCCUGAAAAUCAUGAAAGAAUUGGGAUUUACGGAUGAAGGCGGCUGGCUGACGGAGUUGCUGAAGCACAACAAUGGGGAUUUGAAUAAGACCCUCGAUCAACUGGAAGCGAGUGGAGGCAUUGGCCGUGAGGGACAUUGAUGAAACUCGCAAAAAAAGUUUUCUUUUUUCCUUCUGCGCUUUGGAUGAGAGUGAAAUUUCUCCUCGGCACUGAACGAAAGUCAUUCGGACUGGGAUGCAACUUCUGAAUCGUCUGUUGUUUGAGCCAGAUACGUGCAGUUGAGACUUGACAUUUCAAUGUAAUUGACGUUUCUCUGUUCGUCCUUGCUUGAAUGUUUUUUUUGUAAGAAUUUUGUUUUCGUGCAAGUGUGAACGGCAGAUUUUUAUAGCUUCCGUUUUGAUUUUGGGUUAUUGCUUUUUCUCAAGUUCACGCCCGAUCUUACUUCCUGGAAUUUCAAGCAGGUGUCCCCUGAAUGUAAAAGUUGACCAGAAUAUAACCUGGACUGACAGAAAACUAUCUUCGGUUAUCCUAAUAAAAUCUAUGUGACCUAACCUGAAUUUAAGUGACAUGAACGAAAUUAAAAGCAACCAGAUUCAGGCGACACCUGUAUGGAAGGACAAACCGAAAAGUUGAGAAGAUCGGGCGCUUGAGGGAAAUUAACUAUGACUUGUUCGCCAUUGAGCUGAUGACAUACUUUUUGUUACUCGGUCAAGUUUUCUAACGUUGAUCUGCAAAAGUUCGUUGUCCGGAACAACGUUUGAAUUCGACUGUACCGAACUUGAACUUCUCAUUCGAUCCUACAUGGGUGAUUGCGGAGUAUUGUGAUGUAUCUGUGGUAUGGGUUUUCGUGAUAGCUGAGGCAUUUGCGGUUAUCACGGCUGUUUGUUAGUGGCAUACAAAGGAGGGAAUAGUAAGAAACGACACAUUAAAGUGUAUAUAGUGUAUAGA